Molecule: messenger RNA, 525 nt
Organism: Dovyalis caffra
Lineage: Eukaryota; Viridiplantae; Streptophyta; Magnoliopsida; Malpighiales; Salicaceae
Source: the annotation of a GenBank genome assembly
AUGGCAACUUCAAUACGGCUGUAUUUAACAUGUAUACGGAAUACUCUAGAGGCAGCCUUGUGCCUGCAGAAUUUCCCUUGUCAAGAAGUUGAACGGCAUAACAAACCAGAAGUCGAAAUGAAGACGAGUCCGGAACUUUUGCUAAAUCCUAUUUUGGUAUGUAGAAAUGAGGCUGAAAAGUGUUUAAUAGAAACAUCUAUCAAUUCGUUGCGUAUUAGCCUCAAGGUGAAGCAGGCAGAUGAGCUUGAAAACAUACUAACUAAGAAAUUUCUUAGAUUUUUAUCAAUGAGGGCAGAAGCAUUUCAAGUGUUGAGACGAAAGCCAGUACAGUUGCAAGGACUUUCUAUAGUCAUCAGCGAAGAAUCAUGGGUGAAAGUGGUGGCUGGUCACGUUCAUGUGGUCAUCCCAAAGCUACCUUGUGAUGGUUUUUGUGUUGAUAUUGACAAGGAGAUAAGUGAAUUAAAAAUGUCUGUAAACACGCGAGGGAGGCUGGUUGCUACAGAGUUUCUGAAGCAAUUCACGUAA